CAUUCAUAAGAUUGAGAGCCACGGCCACGGUGAGGACACGCGGAAUCGGGACUGGGGACUUGAUUGUUGUGGUUCUUCUUGGGAGCUGCAAUAUCCGGUUUAUUAUUCUUUUUUCCGGAAAGUUUUUGGAAGGCUUCUUCUAGAUAAUUCUCCGUUCGUUUUGGAGGAGCGAAUUACUUUUUCGUCUUCUUUAUUGGCCCCGUCCCUCCGUGGGACCCGGUGGACGCGUGAAGGAGACCUCAUCUGAAGCGAAUUCUGUGAAGCGGGACAGCACUCUCCGCCGCUGGGGGAGCGGCCCCCCGCGCCCCUGGGUCCUCCGGAGCCUGGACUUUGAGGAGGUACAGCAGCAUCGUGUGCAGGUCUGAGCACCGCGGAGGGGCUGCACGGAACUUUGCCUUUGUUGGAGCGGGACGCUGCCCCCUCCCCGAGCUUCUCCGGACAGCGCACUUUGGGGACGCGCUUAGCUCACCCCGGACUCGCACCUUUCUUCUCCCACCCGGCUAUAGCCUUGGCUUCCCGGCGACCUCAGCGUGGUCACAGGGGCCCCCCUGUGCCCAGGGAAAUGUUUCAGGCUUUCCCCGGAGACUACGACUCCGGUUCCCGGUGCAGCUCCUCGCCCUCCGCCGAGUCUCAGUAUCUGUCUUCGGUGGACUCCUUCGGCAGUCCAUCCACCGCCGCCGCCUCCCAGGAGUGCGCCGGUCUCGGGGAAAUGCCCGGUUCCUUCGUGCCCACGGUCACCGCGAUCACAACCAGCCAGGACCUCCAGUGGCUUGUGCAACCCACCCUCAUCUCUUCCAUGGCCCAGUCCCAGGGGCAGCCGCUGGCCUCCCAGCCCCCGGCCGUCGACCCCUAUGACAUGCCAGGAACCAGCUACUCCACACCAGCCAUGAGUGGGUACAGCAGUGGUGGAACCAGUGGUACUGGUGGGCCUUCCACCAGUGGAACCGCCAGCGGACCUAGGCCUGCCCGCCCAGCCCGAGCCCGGGCCAGGAGAGCCCCAGAGGAGACGCUCACGCCUGAGGAGGAGGAGAAGCGGCGGGUUCGCAGGGAACGGAACAAGCUGGCAGCAGCCAAGUGCAGGAACCGUCGACGAGAGCUGACCGACCGACUGCAGGCGGAAACGGACCAGUUGGAAGAAGAAAAGGCUGAGCUGGAGUCGGAGAUCGCCGAGCUCCAAAAGGAGAAGGAACGUCUGGAGUUUGUGCUCGUGGCCCACAAACCGGGCUGCAAGAUCCCCUUCGAAGAGGGGCCUGGGCCCGGCCCGCUGGCGGAGGUGAGAGAUUUGCCGGGGUCAGCAUCCACUAAGGAAGAUGACUUCGGCUGGCUGCUGCCGCCCCCGCCACCACCGCCCCUGCCCUUCCAGACCAGCCAAGACGCAUCCCCCAACCUGACAGCUUCUCUCUUUACACACAGUGAAGUUCAAGUCCUCGGCGACCCUUUCCCCGUUGUUAACCCUUCGUACACUUCCUCGUUUGUCCUCACCUGCCCGGAAGUCUCCGCCUUCGCCGGCACCCAGCGCAGCAGCGGUGGUGACCAGCCCUCCGACCCCCUGACCGCUUCCUCCCUCCUUGCUCUGUGAACUCUUUAGACACAAAACAAACAGACACACAAGGGAGAGAGAUUUGGAAGAGGAGGAGCGAGGAGGGGAAGAGACAAGCGGGUGUGUGGCCUCCCUGCUUCUCCUGUCUGACCCUCUGCUGCCACUGCCAUCGACAGGACCUCCCAGUGUUUUGCGCCCUUGGUUCUGUGCCCGGGUAGAGACUGCAGAGCUGGUGACUUUGGGGGCAGGGGCUGGGGAGGGGAAGGACAUGCUGGGCGGCCUGUUGGCCCUCUCACCUCCACCCAACCUCUGGGGAUGG
Orycteropus afer afer is the source of this 1859-nucleotide messenger RNA. RefSeq names its product FosB proto-oncogene, AP-1 transcription factor subunit (gene FOSB). Gene Ontology annotation, cellular component: nucleus. NCBI's taxonomy places the organism in Eukaryota, Metazoa, Chordata, Mammalia, Tubulidentata, Orycteropodidae. Gene Ontology annotation, molecular function: DNA-binding transcription factor activity, RNA polymerase II-specific; RNA polymerase II cis-regulatory region sequence-specific DNA binding. The record is from RefSeq and is a predicted model, not a curated record. Gene Ontology annotation, biological process: regulation of transcription by RNA polymerase II.